AUGACCGCCGCUUCAAAUCAGGACGGAGCAACGGGACUUUUGAGGAGACCGGAAUGCGCAGGCAGGAAAGGGGACGGAAUACGGAUUUUUGCUCUAAUGAAGGCGGGAGUGCAGGCGCACCAUUGGAGCCGGAUGCUCUUCUUAUAUAUGGGGCUGCUGGUAGCCUCAGUAAAGGCUCAGAACUGCAGUUACACACUACACAAUCCCAAUGGGACAAUAGAGAGCCCCGGAUACCCUUACGGUUAUCCCAACUAUGCCAACUGUACGUGGGUCAUCGUGGCAGCGGAGCACAACCGGAUACAGUUGGUGUUUCAAGGCUUUGCCCUAGAGGAGGACUUUGACAUCUUGUCUGUAUAUGAUGGGCUACCCAGCCCUGGAAACCUCCGGACAAGGUUAACUGGGUUCCAGCUGCCUCCACCAAUUGUGAGUACAGGCUCCAGGCUCACACUGUGGCUACUUUCUGACUAUGCGGUCAGCGGGCAGGGAUUCAAAGCUGUCUAUGAAGCUUUGCCCAGCUACACUUGUGGUAAUCCUGGACAGCUACUCAACGGCCACCAGCAGGGGUCUACUUUUAAUAUCGGGGACAAGAUCCGCUACGGUUGCAGCCCGGGCUAUGUUCUAGAGGGUCAUACCACCCUGUCCUGUCUUGCCACUUCAGCUGGUACUGCUGCCUGGGAUUUCCCUCUUCCAUACUGCAGAGCUGAUGAUGGAUGUGGAGGGACACUACGUGGCCAGAGUGGGGUGAUAACUACUCCCAAUUACCCAUCUGAAUAUAACAACAAUGCUGACUGCACCUGGACUGUGCUGGCUGAGCCAGGAGACACCAUUGCCCUGGUUUUCUCUGACUUUCAGCUGGAGGACGAUUAUGACCUGCUGGAGGUCAGCGGCACUGAGGGUUCUUCGCAAUGGUUUACUGGCCCAAACCUGCCUUCGCCCAUCAUCAGCAGCAAGAACUGGCUUCGACUGCACUUUACUUCGGAUGGCAACCACAAGUUAAGGGGUUUCAGUGCCCAAUAUCAAGUGAAGAAGAUGACUGAACUUAAGUCUCGGGGUGUAAAGAUGUUGCCCAGCAAAGACAACCACCACAAAAUAUCAGUGUUGUCUCAGAUGGGUGUAGCACAGGGACACAAUAUGUGUCCAGAUCCUGGGAUUCCAGAUCGGGGAAAAAGGAAAGGCUCUGACUUCAGGCGAGGGGCCACGGUGCAUUUCUCCUGUGACGAGGGUUAUGAACUGCAGGGCUCAAAGAGCAUCACUUGUCUCAGAGUGACAGACAGCUAUGUAGGCUGGAGUGACGAUCGGCCCAUCUGCAGAGCACCAAUGUGUGGAGGUCAGUUGAGAGGACCCAGUGGUGUCAUCACAUCCCCAAACUACCCAGUUCAGUAUGACAACAAUGCUAAUUGCACUUGGGUCAUCACAGCGACAGACACAUCUAAGGUGAUCAAGCUGACAUUUGAAGAUUUUGACCUGGAGCGAGGCUAUGACACCUUGACAGUGGGAGAUGGCGAAGUGGUGGGAGACCAGAAGACCAUCUUCCACGUCUUGUCUGGUUCAACCACUCCAGACCUUGUCGUGAGCACCAGUCACCAGAUGUGGCUCAACUUCAAAACAGAUGAUACCAGUGGCUCCUUGGGCUUUAAGGUGUCCUAUGAAGAAAUUGAGCAAGGCAGUUGUGGAGAUCCUGGAAUUCCAGCUUAUGGCAAGCGGGAGGGGACAGGUUUCCGUCAUGGGGACAGACUGUACUUUGAGUGUCUGCCUGCCUUCGAACUGGUGGGAAAGAAGAACAUCACCUGUCAGAAGAACAACCAGUGGUCAGCUAAGAAACCCAGCUGUGUUUUUUCCUGUUUCUUCAACUUUACCACUCCAUCGGGGGUGCUGCUAUCUCCCAACUACCCUCAGGAGUACGGGAACAAUAUGCACUGUGUGUGGCUCAUCAUCACCAACCCUGAGAGCAGAAUCAAUCUGGCCUUCAACGACCUCAGCAUGGAGAAACAGUUUGACUUCCUCUCCAUCAAGGAUGGGGGAAAGGCUGAAUCUCCUAUCCUGGGCACCUUCUCUGGUGAUGUCCUGCCUCCUCCCAUAACAACGAGUGCCCAUGUAGCCCGUUUGGAGUUCCUGACUGACCACACCUACACAGACAGAGGCUUUAACAUCACAUUUACAACAUUCCGCCACAACGAGUGCCCAGACCCGGGUGUGCCAGUUAAUGGGAAGCGCUUCGGAGAGAGCCUUCAGCUGGGCAGUUCCAUCUCAUUCCUGUGUGAGGAGGGCUUUGUUAAGACCCAUGGCUCUCUGACCAUCUCCUGUAUUCUCAAGGACGGCAAUGUGGUGUGGGACAAUGCUGUUCCUCGCUGUGAAGCCCCAUGUGGAGGGGAUCUGAAGGCUCCCAGUGGAAUCAUCCUCUCCCCUGGCUGGCCAGAGCUAUACAAGGAGGCCCUUAACUGUGAAUGGAUCAUUGAGGCUCCUCCAGGCUACCCCAUCAAGAUCAUCUUCGACAAGUUUCGCACUGAGGUUAACUAUGAUGUCCUUGAGGUGCGCGAUGGGCGUUUUCCCUCUUCACCACUCAUUGGUAGUUACCAGGGCACGCAGGUUCCCCAGUUCCUGAUCAGCACCUCCAACUUCCUGUAUCUCCUAUUCACCACUGACAAGAGCCACUCUGACAUUGGCUUCCGUAUACGUUAUGAAACCCUGCAGCUACAAUCAGAUCACUGUGUGGAUCCUGGUAUACCUGUCAAUGGGCAGCGACAUGGGAAUGACUUCUACGUUGGAGCACUGGUGACAUUUAGCUGUGAUGCAGGGUACACGCUUAGUGACACUGAGCCUUUAGAAUGUGAACCCAAUUUUCAGUGGAGUCGCCCCCUGCCUAGCUGUGAUGCAUUGUGUGGAGGUUAUAUCCAGGGCAACACCGGCACCAUCUUGUCUCCUGGCUUUCCAGACUUUUACCCGCAUAACCUGAACUGCACAUGGAUAAUCGAGACCUCCCAUGGCAAAGGUGUCCAGUUCACCUUCCACACCUUCCACCUUGAGAGCCCUCAUGACCAUUUAUUGGUGACGGAGAACGGCAGCUUCUCUCAGCCCCUUUGGAGGUUGACAGGCUCCAUAUUGCCUCCACCUCUCAGCGCAGGACUGUUUGGAAACUACACAGCGCAGAUCCGCUUUCUGUCCGACUUUUCCGUUUCGUACGAGGGAUUCAACAUCACCUUCUCUGAGUAUGAUUUGGAGCCGUGUGAGGAUCCUGGAAUCCCACCCUACAGCACCAGAAAGGGAUUGCAGUAUGGCGUGGGCGAUGCCCUCAUCUUCUCCUGUUUCCCAGGUUACCGACUGGAGGGUCCAGCGAGGGUGGUCUGCUUAGGGGGCAGGAGGCGGGUGUGGAGCUCCCCUCUGCCAAGGUGUGUUGCUGAAUGUGGUUCAUCCGUGACUGGCAUGCAAGGGGUGCUGCUCUCACCCAACUACCCCGGUUACUACGGCAACAACCACGAGUGCAUCUACUCCAUCCAGACGCAGCCUGGCAAAGGCAUUCAGCUACGAGCACGGGAUUUCAGACUGGAGGAGGAUGACAUACUCAAAGUCUUUGAUGGCAGCAGUAAUAAAGCUCGCCUGCUGGGGGUAUUUACAGGCAACGAGCUGCUAGACACAACCCUGAACUCCACCUCCAGCUCUAUGUGGCUUGAGUUUAUCAGUAAUGCGGAUAACACCAGUAAAGGCUUUGAACUACACUUCACUAGUUUUGAGCUCGUGAAAUGUGAGGAUCCAGGUGUUCCCCUGUUUGGCUACAAGCGGGAGGACAAGGGUCAUUUUGCAGGGAGCACCGUGUCUUAUAGCUGCGACCCGGGUUACACUCUGAAAGGUCCAGAGGUGCUCACCUGCCUGAGGGGAGAAAGGAGGGCUUGGGACAGCCCCCUUCCACUCUGUGUUGCCGAGUGUGGUGGCACCAUCAAAGACGAGCCUUCUGGUCGCAUCCUUUCUCCGGGCUACCCGGCACCAUAUGAGCACAACUUGCACUGCAUGUGGACCAUUGAGGCAGCACCAGGAAGCACUAUAAGUCUUCAUUUCUUGGUUUUUCACACGGAAGAGGUCCACGAUGUGCUUCGGAUCUGGGAUGGGCCCCAAGAUGGAGGUGUCCUGCUGAGGGAGCUAAGUGGCUCCGUGCUGCCCCAAGAUGUCCACAGCACCUUUAACACCAUCAGUCUCCAGUUCACCACAGACUUCUUCACCAGUAAACAGGGCUUCGCUCUUCAGUUUUCUGUCUCUACCGCAACCUCCUGCAAUGACCCAGGCAUGCCUACUAAUGGGACCCGCGGUGGCGACAGCAGGGAGCCUGGAGACCAUGUGGUGUUUCAGUGUGAUCCAGGUUACAUCCUGCAGGGGGCCAACAGGAUCACCUGCACUGAGAUCAAUGGUCGCUUCUUCUGGCAGCCAGACCCUCCUACAUGCACAGCUCCAUGUGGCGGGAACCUGACAGGUCCUAGUGGGCUGAUUCUGUCUCCAGACUAUCCUGAACCGUAUCCUCAUGGAAGAGAGUGCGACUGGACAGUUACUGUCACACAGGACUAUGUCAUCUCUCUGACCUUCAACCAGUUCAGUUUGGAGCCAAGUUAUGACUUCUUGCAUAUCUAUGAUGGACCAGACUCCCUUAGCCCCUUGUUGGGUAGUUUUUAUGGCACAGAUGUUCCAGAUCGCAUUGAGAGCAGCUCCAACACGCUCUUCUUGGCUUUCCGCAGCGAUGCCUCCCUCAGCAGCAAUGGAUUUGUGCUGCAGUACACAGAGAACCCUAGGGAGUCUUGCUUCGAGCCUGGCCUGGUGCGCAAUGGGACACGGGUGGGCACCGACCUCAAGCUGGGCUCCAUGGUCACCUACCACUGCGACAGUGGCUACACGCUAGAGGGAGACCCAACGCUCACUUGCAUCAUGGGGGGAGACGGCAAGCCGAGCUGGAACAAACCCAAACCCAUCUGCAUUGCUCCAUGUGGUGGACAGUACUCUGGUACAGAGGGAGUGGUCUUGUCCCCCGGUUACCCCGGCAACUACAGCAGCGCACGAACCUGUUUGUACUCUGUAGUCGUGCCCAAAGAUUACGUGGUCUUCAGUCAGUUCGCCUUCUUCCAGACAGCCCUGAAUGACAUUGUGGAGGUGUAUGAUGGGGCAACGCAACACUCCCGUGUUCUUAGCUCACUCUCUGGAGCGCACACAGGUGAGUCGUUGCCAUUAGCAACCUCCAAUCAAAUCCUGAUCCGCUUUACCUCCAAAGGCCAAUCAAGCUCUAGAGGAUUCCAUCUAGUCUACCAGGCUGUGCCACGGACCAGUGCCACCCAGUGCAGCUCAGUCCCUGAACCCCGAAAUGGCCGACGCAUGGGUAACAACUUUGCCGUCGGUGCGGUGGUCCGCUUUGAAUGCAGCCCUGGUUACGUGCUGGAGGGCUCAAGCGCUAUUGAAUGUUUAACCGUUCCCAAUGCCCUGGCACAGUGGAACAGCUCCAUACCCAGCUGUAUAGUUCCAUGUGGAGGUAAUCUGACCCAGCGAACUGGCACCAUCUUAUCUCCCGGCUUUCCUGAGCCCUACCUCAACAGUCUCAACUGCGUGUGGAAGAUCACAGUUCCUGAAGGAUCAGGAAUCCAGAUCCAGGUAAUCAGCUUUGUGACAGAGCAGAACUGGGAUUCGCUGGAGGUGUUUGACGGAGGCGACAACACCGACACCAUGCUUGGCAGCUUCUCAGGCACAACUGUCCCAGCUCUGCUCAACAGCACCUCCAACCAACUCUACCUCCACUUUUUCUCUGAUAUCAGUGUGUCUGCGGCUGGAUUCAGGCUGGAAUACAAAACCGUGUCUUUGACUAGCUGUCCAGAGCCUGUAGUUCCUAUGAAUGGUAUCAAGGUUGGGGAGCGUCUUCAGAUGAAUAAUGUGGUGUCAUUCCAUUGUGAACCUGGAUAUACGCUGCAGGGGAACUCGCACAUCACUUGUAUGCCUGGCACUGUCAGACGAUGGAACUACCCACCUCCUCUCUGCAUAGCUCAGUGUGGUGGAAUUCGGGAAGAGAUGGAGGGGAUGAUUCUCAGUCCUGGUUUCCCUGGCAACUACCCUAGCAACAGUGACUGCACCUGGAGAAUCUACCUGCCAGUUGGUUAUGGAGCCCACAUUCAGUUCCUCAACUUCUCCACUGAGGCCAACCACGACUUCCUCGAGAUACGCAACGGGCCCCUGGAAACAAGCGCUGUCAUUGGCAGAUUCAGCGGCCAGGAUGUUCCCUCUUCCCUUCUCACCACCUCCCACGAGACCACAAUAUACUUCCAUAGCGACCAUUCUCAGAACAAACCUGGCUUCAGGUUUGAGUACCAGGCAUAUGAGCUACAGGAGUGCCCGGAUCCAGAGCCUUUUCGCUACGGGGUGGUUGUGGGUGCUGGCUACAAUGUGGGCCAGUCUAUUUCCUUCGAGUGUCUGCCUGGGUAUCAACUGAUGGGACAUUCAAUCCUCACCUGCGAGCACGGUACCACCCGCAACUGGGAUCACCCUUUCCCUCGCUGUGAAGUGCCUUGUGGUGGGAACAUCACAUUACACAAUGGGACCAUCUUCUCCCCGGGUUACCCUGAGGAGUAUCCAAGCUCAGCUGACUGCUCCUGGCUGAUUACUGUGGCUCCCGGCUUUGGCAUCAAACUCAACUUCUCCUUGCUUCAGGUUCAUGGGCCACAUGACUUCAUUACUGUCUGGGAUGGUCCACAAGAAACAGCCAGGAAACUAGGUGUGUUUACUGAUGGAGAGCCCAAUGACCCACCCAGUAGCACAUCCAAUCAGGUGCUGAUACGGUUCCGUAGUAAUACAGAGAAGGGUGGACUCUUCCGUAUCAGCUAUCAAGCUUACAGACUACAGUACUGCCUUCCUCCCCCUAUCAUUCCUAAUGCUGAGAUUCUGAUGGCAAGCAAAGAAUUUAAAAUUGGUGAUAUAGUGCGCUACCGAUGUCUUCCAGGCUACCAAUUAAGUGGAAACAGCAUCCUGACGUGUCGGUUAGGCACACAUUUGGAAUUUGAGGGCCCUCCACCCUCAUGUGAUGUGACUUGUCCCAUGAACGAGAUACUCACGGCUUCCACUGGCGUCAUCAUGAGUCAGUCACCCGGCACUGGCUUUCCCCACUUCGAGUCUUGCUCCUGGGUGGUCAAGGUCGAACCCGGCUACAACAUUACUUUCACUAUUGAACACUUCCAAACCAGCCGUCAGUUUGAUGAGCUUGAAAUUUUUGAUGGCCCAUCCAGACAGAGUCCUCUCCUAAUCACACUAAGUGGUAACUAUUCCAGUCCGCUCAGCAUCACUAGUUCCAGUAACAAAGUGUACCUGCACUGGUCCUUCGAUCACACUACCAGCCACAAAGGCUUCCGCAUACGCUACUCAGCGGCCUACUGCAGCCCUCCAAACAACCCAGUAAAUGGCACAGUGCACAGUCUGACAGGCACAAAGCUCGGCAGCACCUUGCGAUUCAGCUGUGACCAGGGCUUCCGCCUUAUUGGCCAAAGCAGUGCCACCUGUACGCGGACCGCACAGGGGAUCUACCAGUGGAAUGCACCAGUCCCACUCUGCCAAGUCAUGUCCUGUGGAAUGCCAGUUCCUCCCGUUAAUGGCAGUAUUGCUGGCCAGGACUUCUCUCUAGGAGCCAGGGUCACCUAUCAGUGUAACCCUGGAUUUCGGCUUUCAGGGCCCAUCACCACCUCAGUGACCUGCCAAGAGUCUGGGAGAUGGAGCCCCAUUGAGGCCCCACCUAGAUGUAUUCCUGUUACCUGCCCCGACAUUGGUCACUCUGCAGUAGAACAUGGGAGAUGGAGGCUAAUCUAUGGGACUCAAAACCAAUAUGAUGCUAUAAUGAUGCUCACUUGCGACCCAGGAUAUUAUUAUAGGGGUCAAAGGGUAAUUCGCUGCCAAGCCAACAGCACAUGGAACUACCCAAAUCCUCGCCCAGUCUGCGUCAUCAUCUCCUGUGGGGACCUUGGAACUCCACCAAACGGACACAAGAUCGGAACCCUUACUGUGUAUGGAGCCACAGCUAUUUUCUCAUGCAACACGGGCUAUACCUUGGUGGGCUCUCGUGUACGAGAGUGUUUGUCCAACGGGCUUUGGAGUGGAACACAGGUCCAGUGUCUAGCCGGUCAUUGUGGUACUCCAGAGCCAAUAGUGAAUGGCCAGAUCGUUGGGGAGAAUUAUAACUAUCGAGGUAGCGUUGUGUACCAGUGUAACCCAGGAUUUCGUCUCAUUGGGGUGUCAGUUCGAAUCUGUGAACAGGAUCACCGCUGGUCAGGACGCACUCCUGUUUGUGUCCCCAUCACAUGUGGCCACCCUGGAAACCCUAUUUUUGGUAUGACCCAAGGAACCCAGUUUAACCUAAAUGAUGUUGUGCGCUUCGUCUGCAAUACUGGAUAUGUUCUACAGGGGGCUGUGAAAUCUACUUGCCAGGCCAACGGGCAGUGGAGCAACACCCUACCCAGGUGUAAAAUUGUUAACUGCACAGAGCCAGGCCAUGUAGAGAACAGCAUUAGGCAGGUGCUGUCCAGCGGGCCGCAUCGCUACAGCUUCCAAACCACCGUGUCAUAUCGCUGUAGUCCGGGCUACUACCUGCUGGGCACCAGCUCCAUCGCUUGUCAGGGAGAUGGCACCUGGGACCGCUCCCUACCCAAAUGCUUGUUGGUGCUGUGUGACCGCCCCAGCAUGCCUCCUUACACCCAGAUCUCAGGUGACCGUCGAACAGUAGGCUCUGUCAUUCGCUACAGCUGCAUCGGUCAACGUACCAUAAUUGGUAACACAACAAGAAUGUGCCAGCUGGAUGGGCAGUGGAGCGGCUCGCCACCACACUGCUCUGGAGAUUCUGCUGGAUUGUGUGGAGAUCCGGGAGUUCCUGUGCACGGAAUCCGACUAGGAGAUGAGUUUACGGUGGGCAGUGUUGUCCGCUUCAGCUGUGAGCCAGGCUAUGUGCUGAAGGGCUCUCCAGAGAGAACCUGUCUGACCAAUGGUAGCUGGCUGGGCACACAACCUGAGUGUCACGUAAUUUCAUGUGGGAAUCCAGGGACUCCACGAAAUGCCCAGAUCCUCAUUCACGAUGGCCUAACCUUUUCCAGAUCCAUCACUUAUGCUUGUAGGGAGGGCUACUACUCUACUGGACUCCUGACCCGACACUGUACUGUUAACGGGACUUGGACAGGCAACAUGCCCGAGUGCUCAGUAAUCAACUGCGGUGAUCCUGGAGUGCCAUCCAAUGGGGUGAGAUUUGGGAAUGAUUUCACCUACAACCACACGGUCAAUUUCCAGUGCUCUCCUGGUUUCACCAUGGAUGCUGAUCGGGCCUCCUCUCUCAUCUGCACCAAAGACCGCACCUGGAAUGGCACCAAACCACUCUGUAAAGCAAUCGUCUGUGGUCCACCACCCACCAUCCCUAACGGACAGGUUGUUGGGACAGACUUCACCUGGGGUUCCAGCAUAAGCUACUCGUGCAACCAAGGUUACCAGCUGUCCCUGCCCACUGUGUUAACAUGCCAGGGCAAUGGCAACUGGAGUGGAGAGAAGCCGCAGUGCUUCCCUGUUUUCUGUGGAGACCCAGGGAUGCCAGCACAGGGGAGAAGGGAGGACAGCGGUUUCACCUAUCUCUCCUCUGUCUCCUUCUUCUGCGACCCUUCACUCAUCCUGGUCGGCUCAGCCCGGCGAUACUGCCAGUAUGAUGGCACCUGGAGUGGCACACAACCCUCGUGCAUAGAUCCCAGUCACACUACUUGUGGAGAUCCUGGCACUCCUCUCUUUGGAAAUCAGAACAACAGUCAAGGCUAUCAGAUUGGCAGUACUGUGUUCUUCAGCUGCAGAAAGGGCUACUUACUCCAGGGCUCUAUUUCUCGCACGUGUCUGCCUAACCUCACUUGGAGUGGCUUUCAACCUGAGUGCAUUGCCCACCACUGCAGCCAGCCAGAGCUGCCAGCCCAGUCUGAUGUGAGAGCCAUUGAACUGCCAUCUCUGGGCUACACACUGAUCUACACGUGUCAGCCCGGCUUCUACUUGGCCGGAGGAUCAGAGCACAGGACAUGCAGGUCCGAUGGUAGCUGGUCAGGGAAACCACCUUUGUGUACAGCUGAUAAUCGCCCAAGUGGUGGGAUCCCAGUGGGAACGGUGCAGGAGCCACCCUCCAAACACCCAGUCCCUGUUGGUGUAUUUGCUAAGAACUCCCUCUGGAGGGGAUCCUAUGAGUACCUGGGGAAGAAGCAGCCGGCUAUGCUGAGCAUCACUGCAUUUGAACCCUUUAGCAAUCGGGUUAAUGGGACACUCAUUGAUCACAGUGGAGUAGAACUUAAGCUGGCAGGUACAUAUAAGAGGGAGGACGCUCAGCUGGUGCUACAGGUUCAUCAGAUCAGAGGCCCCGUGGAGAUCUUUGUCAACAAGUUCAAAAUGGACAACUGGUCCCUAGAUGGACGUGUGUCCUACAUCUCCUCUUCCAACUCCUUUGUGUACCAGGGAGUUGUCACAGGAAAAGGCUUUGGCCAAUUUGGUCUCCAGAGACUGGAGAGUUUAGAUCCCAGCAGAGACAGCCCAGGCUACAACUUUGCCUCCAACAGUAGUUCAGUGGCGGCAGCCAUCCUAGUGCCUUUUAUAGCUAUGAUCAUCGCAGGCUUCGCUCUGUACCUCUACAAACACAGAAGAAGACCCAAGGUUCCCUUCAAUGGUUAUGUGGGCCAUGAGAACACUAAUGGGCGAGCUACAUUUGAGAACCCUAUGUAUGACCGCAACAUCCAGCCCACUGACAUCAUGGCCAAUGAGACAGAGUUCACAGUCAGCACAGUGUGCACAGCUGUAUAGCAACUGCUUCCUCCAAAGUUAGGGGAGGAGAAGCGCACCACAUCCUCGCCUGCCUGCCUGCCACCAGAGGACAUCUAUAGUUCCUUGAGCAGAGGGCAAGACAAAGAUUAUUUUAUUUGCUGAAAUACCUUCGAGAAACAUCUCCAGUGGCAACGGCGCUUUUACCUGCUGGAGAUGAGAAAAGAAAAAAGAAAAGAAACCAUGUGAAGUCAACAACUGGAACAAAU
This is a messenger RNA of Archocentrus centrarchus (flier cichlid), 11033 nucleotides long. It is a transcript of the gene csmd2, whose product is annotated as CUB and Sushi multiple domains 2. Bases 1 to 10806 code for a protein of 3601 amino acids. Lineage: Eukaryota; Metazoa; Chordata; Actinopteri; Cichliformes; Cichlidae. The record is from RefSeq and is a predicted model, not a curated record. The transcript is spliced from 72 exons.